Colossoma macropomum (tambaqui) is the source of this 1698-nucleotide messenger RNA. Its product is annotated as vesicular inhibitory amino acid transporter-like. The record is from RefSeq and is a predicted model, not a curated record. Gene Ontology annotation, biological process: amino acid transmembrane transport. Gene Ontology annotation, molecular function: amino acid transmembrane transporter activity. The transcript is spliced from 2 exons. Bases 1 to 1578 code for a protein of 525 amino acids. NCBI's taxonomy places the organism in Eukaryota, Metazoa, Chordata, Actinopteri, Characiformes, Serrasalmidae. Gene Ontology annotation, cellular component: vacuolar membrane.
AUGGCUCAUCUAAUACGGCACAAAAUCUCCAACAAGAUCACGAACGCGGUGAACACGGCCUCCAACAAGUCCCAGGCGAAGGUGAGCGGCGUGUUCGCGCGCUUGGGCUUCCAGGCGGCCACGGACGAGGAAGCGGUGGGCUUCGCGGAGUGCGACGAUCUGGACUAUGACUACAGGCAGGGCAUGCGCAUGGCCACGCUGCAGACGGACGAGGCCGGCGGGGAGGUGGACGGUGAAGGUGGGCUGGAGGGGGACAGCCACUAUCAGCGGGACGGCGCGGGGCCGCGGGGCUCGCGCGGCAGCACUGGCACGUGCGAGGAGCUGGGCUCGCAAGACAAGCCCAAGAUAACCGCGUGGGAAGCGGGCUGGAACGUUACCAACGCCAUUCAGGGCAUGUUCGUCCUCGGCCUCCCUUACGCCAUCCUGCACGGCGGCUACCUCGGCCUCUUCCUCAUCAUCUUCGCCGCAGUGGUUUGCUGCUACACCGGCAAGAUCCUCAUCGCGUGCCUGUACGAGGAGAACGAGGACGGAGAGCUGGUGCGCGUGCGGGACUCGUACGUGGACAUCGCGAACGCGUGUUGCGCGCCGCGCUUCCCCGCGCUGGGCGGCCGCGUGGUCAACGUGGCGCAGAUCAUCGAGCUCGUCAUGACGUGCAUCCUGUACGUGGUGGUGAGCGGCAACUUGAUGUACAACAGCUUCCCGGGACUGCCCGUCUCACAGAAGGCCUGGUCAGUCGUGGCCACGGCCGCGCUGCUGCCCUGCGCCUUCCUCAAGAACCUCAAGGCGGUGUCCAAGUUCAGCCUUCUGUGCACGCUCGCGCACUUCGUCAUCAACGUGCUCGUCAUCGCCUACUGCCUGUCGCGCGCGCACGACUGGGCGUGGGAGAAGGUCAAGUUCUACAUCGACGUCAAGAAGUUCCCCAUCUCCAUUGGCAUCAUCGUAUUCAGCUACACGUCGCAGAUCUUCCUGCCCUCGCUCGAGGGCAACAUGCAGAACCCCAAGGAGUUCCACUGCAUGAUGGACUGGACGCACAUCAGCGCGUGCGUGCUCAAGGGCCUCUUCGCGCUGGUGGCCUACCUGACGUGGGCCGACGCGACCAAGGAGGUGAUCACGGACAACCUCCCGGCGGGCAUCCGCGCGUGGGUCAAUAUCUUCCUCGUGGCCAAGGCCUUGCUCUCCUACCCGCUGCCCUUCUUCGCCGCAGUGGAGGUCCUGGAGAAGUCCCUCUUCCAGGACGGUGGCCAAGCGGUCUUCCCCAACUGCUAUGGGCCAGGGGGUCAACUCAAGUCCUGGGGGCUCAGCCUGCGCGUGGGGCUCGUGGUCUUCACCCUCCUCAUGGCCAUCUUCGUCCCGCACUUUGCACUGCUCAUGGGCCUGACGGGGAGUCUCACCGGCGCCGGCCUGUGCUUCCUGUUGCCUAGCCUCUUCCACCUGAAGCUCCUCUGGCGGAAACUUCUGUGGCACCAAGUGUUCUUCGACGUCUCCAUCUUCGUGAUCGGGGGGAUCUGCAGCAUCUCCGGCUUCAUCCACUCCAUCGAAGGGCUCAUCGAGGCCUUUAGGUACAACAUCCAGGAUUAAGUCAAGAAGACUGCAUUCCCAGCCCUGUCUGAAACUGCUGGUGCACUCUUCCUCUGAUUGCCAAUCAGCGAGCUCAAUCUACUUAAUCACUAAAAAAACUGGUUACUUCUUUAUUCUCGC